Messenger RNA from Ilyonectria robusta, 1589 nucleotides. RefSeq lists its product as uncharacterized. Bases 139 to 1407 code for a protein of 422 amino acids. Gene Ontology annotation, molecular function: SNAP receptor activity; syntaxin binding. The record is from RefSeq and is a predicted model, not a curated record. The transcript has 2 exons. NCBI's taxonomy places the organism in Eukaryota, Fungi, Ascomycota, Sordariomycetes, Hypocreales, Nectriaceae. Gene Ontology annotation, biological process: exocytosis; vesicle fusion. Gene Ontology annotation, cellular component: SNARE complex; plasma membrane.
ACCGACCCGGCUUCCAGCUACUUUCUUCUCCUCCUCCAAACCGACCGAUCGUAUUAUUUCGCGCUCCGGGCUGCUUAAUCCCCUCGAAUUCAACCACACAGCCGACAUCCACCGACAUCCACCGCCGCCCGCGCUGCCAUGAAGAAGUUCGGCUUUGGAAAGAAGGGCGACGACGGCGACGAUGCGAAUCGCAAUGCCCUCUUCAGCCGCAAGAAGUCCUCUCAAUCCCCUGCCGCCAGCAACCCCUACGCCAAGUCAGGUGGUAAUGAUCCCUAUGCCGACGAAGCAAAGUACGCCAACGUGACGCCCUACCAACAGGCUCGAGCCGGUCUUGGUGGCCCCCCCGGUGGCGGUCCUCCCCCUCAGCAAUCCAACGCAUACGGUGCACCCCCUGGUGGCCACAACUCCCAACCCCCCAGCGGAUACGGUGCCGACAGAUACGGAUCCGGCGGUGGUUACGGUGGCAAUCGAUAUGACAACGCCGGAAGCCAGGAUCGACAAAACCCCCCGGCCGGCGGGGCCAGAGGCCCUGGUGGUUAUGGUGGAUUUGGUCGAGACGAGCCCGAUGACAACCGGGAUGCCCUCUUUGCUGGCGCCACAGAGAGACAAGCCCAGAAGCAACCGCCAUCGGCCCCUCCUGGUGGCGCCUAUGGUCAGCAGCCGGGGGGGGAUGGAGGUUCAUACGGUGGAUACGGUGAAUCCCGAGAGCUGACUGCUGAGGAGCAGGAGGAGGCCGACUACCAGGCCAUCCUAUCAGAGAAACGACAGAUUCAGCAAGAGAGUGCGUCUUCUGUCAACCGCUCGGUCCAGAUGGCCAGGCAGGCCAAUGAAGUGGGACGUGCCACUCUUGCCCGGCUCGGUGCCCAGGGCGAACGGUUGAACAACACAGAGAAGCAUCUGGAUUUGGCCGCCAACCAGAACAAAAUUGCUCAGGAUAGAGCCUCUGAGCUGAAGACACUCAACAGGAGCAUGUUUGCCGUUCAUGUUGGCAACCCCUUUACUUCUAAAUCGCGCCAACUCAAGGCUGACGAGGAGGUCAUGAGUCGCCACCGAAACGAGAGGGAUGCACGAGAAGCUACCCGCCGUGACGGCUUUAAUGCCACUCAGCGCAUGGAAUCCAACUUCAAGGGUAUGGAGCAGGGCGCUUCGCAACGACAGCAGCCUCGCAAGAAGGAUUAUGGCAAGUUCAACCUAGAUGAUGAAGAAGGCGCCGAUGAGCUUGAGGAUCAGAUUGACGACGGUCUCGACGAGCUGUCUGGUCAGGUCUCCAUGAUGAACAUGGUCGGGAGAGCCAUUGGUAAGGAGGUGGACGCUCAGAACAAGCAGAUCGACAGGAUUAUGAACAAGAGCGACGCUGUUGAUGAUGCGACCAGGAUGAACCGAGAACGGUUGGCCCGGAUUAAGUAAAGGAUUAUAAAACAAAGGGUCGACGUCAUAAAGACCGCUCAUGGAGCCGCUUAGUUUGGCCUGUCGUCCGGUCUGUCGACAUAAUCUGUUUGGAGAAAGAAUUCUGACUUCCAUUGUAAUUCUCUACACAAUGGACUCGUACAGAUAGGCUCUGGGACUGGUGCUAGAAUGACACCAAUGGU